Messenger RNA from Carassius auratus (goldfish), 3082 nucleotides. RefSeq names its product beta-1,3-galactosyltransferase 2-like. Lineage: Eukaryota; Metazoa; Chordata; Actinopteri; Cypriniformes; Cyprinidae. The coding region runs from base 937 to 2250 and encodes 437 amino acids. Gene Ontology annotation, cellular component: Golgi membrane. The transcript has 2 exons. Gene Ontology annotation, biological process: protein O-linked glycosylation. The record is from RefSeq and is a predicted model, not a curated record. Gene Ontology annotation, molecular function: N-acetyl-beta-D-glucosaminide beta-(1,3)-galactosyltransferase activity.
UAUAUGGUGACGUCGCAGGGGCUCAGUCAGUCAGCGGAGAGUCGUCAUUUCAACAGCUGCUUCCCCUCCCACUAGCCCACCCCACACAUCAUUUGAGAAAGAGGAGAGGCUUUGCUGCCUUCUACUGCACUUCAGGGUCGUGUUCCGUUAGACCAGGCACGGAGAGGCCUUUUGCUGCCAUAUUCUGGCAGGAACAACACGCGACAGCCACCCUACUCGCUUACCGCCGAUGUUUUUCCCCCCCCUUUACUUCACUGGACAUACCUCAUGACUGCAGGCGCGCGACGCGGAGUGUGACCGUUGAAGUUCUUGUUCUUUUUCCGUCAUCAUAAAUUCUCAAUUCCCGCCUCUAGCCGCUGUUCAUAUUACAGGCAUCCGCUGUUUAACUGAAGAAGGAGCGAAAGUAGCGGUCUCAGUGGCAGUUAACGGGAGAUGCAGCCUAACGUUAAUGUGUGCAGCGUCAGACAACAAUAGCUCCUGACAGAUGGAAGGAGGGGUUUUGCUCUACGAUUUCAAGAUGGAAAACGAAGAAAUAAGCCUAAGUUCUUGCGAGUAGCGCGAGGGGAAGUGAAGAGGUGGUUUAUCGUCGGUUUUUCGGUGGUGUCGGAAGGAAUGAUGGCGCGCGGUGCGGUUCGACAGACGGCGCGCGCAUCUUUCCACUCUGUCACAGAGUGAGAGCACAGAUACAUCAGUCUGAGGAAGCAGUCGUCCUUCAGAAGGGAACUGCCCCAAAGCAUGACCGUCUGUCACUGGGGAGGGCCAGAGAAACGCAUUCCUGCAACUCUCAUGAACAGUUUGUCAUCCCCCUCGUAGGUCCACCUGCGGCCCUGAACACACCCAUCUGCCAGCUCAGAUAACCCUCAGGCUGUUUGCAACACAUGUUUGAUGUGAUUGGUUGUGACCGCCGCGCUUUGCUAAGCAGCCCCACUCUACAUCAUGCAGUGGCGUCGGCGUCACUGCUGCCCCAUCAAGAUGACCUGGAAUGUCAAGCGGUCACUCUUCCGCACACAUGUAGCAGGCCUUCUCUCGCUGGCCUCAGUCUUUGCCCUCUUUCUCAUCUACUGUCACCAGGAUUUGCUGCAGGGCCGGAGUUGGUUGCGAGACAACCCCUUGGUUUACACCAUGCGGGGUUUGCGCCCCCAAAAGGAGCGUGCGAAGGGAAACCAAAGCUCACUGCGAAGCCUCUGGAAAGACAAUGGUUAUGUGCUCCCCAAACCGUCUGUUAACUUCAAUUUCAGUUCUCACCAGGCUGAGAUCACUGCCCGGGGGAUAGUGGGGUUGGAGAUCUUGCAGAGCGGGAACAACUCGAGCACUAACAGCAACACCAAGAGCUUGCACAGGGAAAUGGGUGUGGGAGGGCGUCUAGCAGCCCAGCCUUAUCACUGGCUGCUUAAUGAGCCCUACAAGUGCAACGAAAGCAGUCCCUUCCUAGUUUUGCUAAUUGCUGCUGAGCCAAGGCAGUUGGAGGCAAGGAACGCCAUCAGACAGACCUGGGGCAACGAGAGCUUGGCCUUGGGUUAUGGGUUUGUGCGACUCUUUCUGUUGGGAAGAAUACCGAAUGGGUAUGCCCAGAGCCCCAUUGAGGAGGAGAGCUUGCAGUACCAUGACAUCAUUCAGCAGGACUUCUUGGACACCUAUUACAACCUUACCAUCAAGACGCUUAUGGGCAUGAGCUGGGUUGCUCGCUAUUGCCCAAACGCCCGCUAUGUCAUGAAGACGGACAGUGACAUGUUUGUCAACACAGAAUAUCUCAUCCAAAAGCUGCUAAAGCCAAACGUGGCGCCUCGACAGAAUUACUUCACAGGCUACCUAAUGAGAGGCUAUGCUCCCAACCGCAACAAGGACAGUAAGUGGUACAUGCCACCAGAGCUGUAUUCCAGCGAGAGAUAUCCUAUCUUUUGCUCUGGGACGGGCUAUGUGUUCUCGGGGGACAUGGCAGCGAAAAUCUACAAUGCCUCGUUGAGCAUUCGUCGCCUUCACCUCGAGGAUGUGUAUGUAGGAAUUUGCCUGGCCAAACUGCGGAUCGACCCAGUGCCACCACCAAAUGAGUUUCUCUUCAACCACUGGAGAGUGUCAUACUCCAGCUGCAAAUACAGUCACCUGAUCACCUCUCACCAGUUCCAGCCCAACGAACUCAUUAAAUACUGGAGUCACUUGCAAAGCAACAAGCACAAUCCUUGCCUUAACAUGGCGAAGGAUAAGAGCGGGCGAACACGCCAUAGGAAGUUGCAGUGGGAAGGUUUCCGGUGAUUAGCCAGGGCUCAGGGUGCAGUAGUGUUACCACAGCAUGUGCAAAAUUCAGCAGUUUAUGAGGUAGGAAACAGCACAGUGUUUUUGGUAUUGUGAAUCAAAACUAUUUUUAUUUCAGAGAGAUGUUAUGUAUUGUAAUCCUGUCUUUUUAAAAGGAAGUGAGAGACAUCUAUGUGUGCAAUAUCUAGCAUGCACAACAAUAACCAUCCGAUGGCGGUACCGCCAUUUUCAGGUGCCAAUUAACGGAGACAUAUUAAGAGGCUGCCGAACUUCCUCUUCAAGCUAACGAUCAAGUGGUAUUACUAAGGGCCGGUUUUAUCAAGAUCCUCACUGUUUCUGUAAACAAAAGAAGAAAAAAUUGGUAAUAUCAUAUGGUGGUGUAUCUGUACUGUGACACAUUUGAUUCUCAAUGAUGUCCACCCCUGACAUUAUGAGAUGAUGUUAAUUUUUCUAUCUACCUAUAACCUGAAAAUGGUUUACAGUUACCAAACCAAAUUAAAAACGGUAUGUGUUAAAGAAAAUAUAUGGAAUUUAAUUGCAUCAUAGAUGUCAGAUAUGAUUCAAAUAAUAUUUUUCAAAGCUUUACAAAGACUAAAUAUACAGGUCUGCCCUUGAUUAGGGCAAGUUAAAACUAUUUAUUAAAUGUAUUUCUUAAGCACAUUGUCUCAGAGGUGUGGUCUCUUCCAGUGUUGUUCAAAUUAUGUGACAUUAUCCAAAUAAUUAUCAGCCUGAACAGAAACCCUAUUUUACAAUGUAAUUAUUUAGAUCAGAACACAUUUUGCUAAGCAAAUUCAAUAAAAUUGUCAUAACCCUCAAACAGACAAUGAAAAAC